GCCGAUACUAACCUCUCUGCGUGAAUCUGUGAGAGAGAGAGAGAGAGAGAGGAUCGCCAUGGAUGUCAAGCAAGUAGGCUUGUCACUGGAUUCUUUAGUUUCAUCGUUCAACACUCGCAUUGCAGAGCUCCAAGAUCUCGUCGUUGCCCGUAACAUGUAUCCUGCGAGUAGCGUCACCGACUUGUCGGCUGUUGAUACCACGUUGAAGGCUAUGGAACUUCAAUUACAGCAGAUCAAAGACCGGUUGCGUGAAGAAACCCUAGCAAUUCCUAAAGCUAAAAAGCUGAUUCAAGCAUCUCUACAGCAGCAGCAGAAGUUGCAGAGCAUGUCUGCAUAUGCACCAUCAUAUUUACCUGAAAGGGAAAAAGUUAUGCAUCAAGAUAAUAGUUCAUGUUAUGUGAAAGAGGAACCUACAAGACAAGAUCAUUCUUUUGGAAUUCAGGAACCCAAGGAGGAGCCUGCACCAUUACCCAAAGAGAAAAAGGGUCGUGGUUCACCACCUUUGUGGUACAUUACUGCUAAUGAACUGGAUUCCUUGUCCUCGUAUAUGAGAGGAAGGUUAACUCUAGAUAAGGUCAAUGCAGCCAUUAGCGACAUGGCUGCUUAUGCUGAGGCAAAUGCUCAGCUUAUUACAGCUCCAAGAAAGAAGCUGACUGAAAGUACCUUAGAGAAAGCUCUGGAAAUAAGAGAGAUAGGAAUGGCAGAAGCAGUGAAGGGCAAACACUUCUUUCUAGAAACUGAUGUUAAAGGACCUACACUGAAGCUUGAUAAUACUGGGAAAGCAAUAUUAACCGUCCUUCGUCACCUUGGCCGCUUAAGUGAGAGCCGGAUUGGCCAUCAUCGGGUCUUUGUUUUAUUAAAGCCUUAAUGAGGAGAUGUUCAUUCCACAAAUUAUCUUUUUAUGAGUUUGUCAACUACUCAGUGAAUCUGCUCCUUGAAGUCUUAUGUAAGGUAUACAGUUUCAAAAGCUAUAAGAAAGGUUAGAUCUAUUCCAUAUGAUUUGGAUGUUUGCUUCAUCUAUGAAUAUUUUACCUGCACUAUUACAUGUGUUAUAAACUUGUUAACCUC
Messenger RNA from Cynara cardunculus var. scolymus (artichoke), 1068 nucleotides. Its product is annotated as spindle and kinetochore-associated protein 1 homolog. NCBI's taxonomy places the organism in Eukaryota, Viridiplantae, Streptophyta, Magnoliopsida, Asterales, Asteraceae. Gene Ontology annotation, biological process: cell division; regulation of microtubule polymerization or depolymerization; chromosome segregation. Gene Ontology annotation, molecular function: microtubule binding. The record is from RefSeq and is a predicted model, not a curated record. Bases 59 to 868 code for a protein of 269 amino acids. Gene Ontology annotation, cellular component: outer kinetochore; mitotic spindle; spindle microtubule. The transcript is spliced from 9 exons.